AUGUUCACCGAGGAAAUAAAAACACUUAAGAGACUCGGUUUCAGGCAUUGCUUGUUGCAGGCCUUAUCCUUUGCCAGUGUGAUAUGUACCGCACUCGCCGUUUACAAAGGAUUAGGCGUGGUGAUGAACACCGAGUCACCGAUCGUUGUAGUCUUAUCCGAAUCCAUGGAACCUGCCUUCGCGCGUGGCGAUAUCCUCUUCUUAUACCAUCCACCCGUGCAGCAGCCCAUCGAUAUUGGAGAAAUUACCGUCUACAAGCUACCAAACACUGACAUACCAAUCGUGCACAGAGUCAUCGAUCAUCAUUUGGAUGUGGGGCUUGAGACAGAGAAAAUUCUCACCAAAGGCGAUAAUAACCCCGGAGACGAUAUCGUGUUGUAUCGCGGACCCAAAUGGCUCAGAAGAGAUCAGAUUGUGGGCAAGGUUAUAGGUUAUAUUCCUUAUGCGGGCUAUAUCACGAUAUUGAUGAAUGACCAUCCUAAUAUUAAAUACGCUGGUAUUGCGCUUAUGGCCGCUUUUGUCAUGUUAAAGAGGGAGUAG
Molecule: messenger RNA, 540 nt
Organism: Wallemia ichthyophaga EXF-994
Lineage: Eukaryota; Fungi; Basidiomycota; Wallemiomycetes; Wallemiales; Wallemiaceae
Product: Signal peptidase complex catalytic subunit SEC11
Exons: 3
Coding region: 1-540 (179 amino acids)
Cellular component (GO): membrane; signal peptidase complex
Molecular function (GO): serine-type endopeptidase activity
Source: RefSeq, a predicted model, not a curated record